AUGCCCUUGGAUCGGCUAUCCUUGGUCAAACUUCUCCAACACGAUAGCGACGAGGUUCAGAAAUUUUGUCGUGCAUGUGAGGACAUUGGAUUCUUUUACCUGGAUCUCCGUGACCAGGAAUUGGGUGACUCAAUUCUCUCAGCCGCCGAUGAACUAUUCAAAAUCAGCGAGCAGCUAUUUGCGCUAGAUGUUCAAGAAAAGUCCAAGUAUGAUCAUAGCAAAAAGAGGUCUUACUUCGGAUACAAACCUCUUGGGGCUGGUCAGGUAGAUGAAAAGGGGAACCUCGACAGUGUCGAGUUUUACAACAUUGCCAAGGAUGAUCUAUUCGGGGUAAUGGAGCCGCUUCCUCAACCUGAUAUCAUUCAGAACAACAAGAGCAAACUCAAGUCCUUUGUUUCCGAUUCUCACGCCAUCGUAACACUUGUUCUUGACCUACUGAAUGAACAUCUACGGCUGCCUCCGUCUACUCUCGCAAAUAUGCAUCGUAUCGACCAUCACAGCGGCGAUCAGAUUCGAAUGACUAGAUCGCCGCCACAGCCUAUGACUGGCGAAGUGCCACGACUUGCUGGACAUACUGAUUUCGGCAGUGUCACUGUCCUUUUCAAUCGGCUUGGUGGUCUCCAAGUCCUUCCGCCAGGCCAAGACGCAGAGUGGAAAUGGGUCAAGCCCCUCCCUGGACAUUGCAUCAUCAACCUAGGUGACUCUUUAGUCAAAUUCACGAAUGGUCUCCUCCGCUCGAAUAUCCACAGGGUUAUAUCCUCACCAGGUGCUCAGGCAGCAUCGACGCGGUACAGCUUGGUCUAUUUUUCUCGACCGGAGGACGAUGUUCUGUUGAAGAGAUUGCAAGGGUCGACUAUUAUUCCUCCGUUGCCUGAAGGUGUAUUGGAGGAAGAUGUGAGUAGCAAGGACUGGAUAAUACGGCGUGCUUUGGCAAAUCGUACGAACCUCCAUGAUAAGGUAGAUUUGGAGAGUGCCAGGGGGACGGAGCAGAUUAGUCGACGGAUCAAAGUGUAG
Messenger RNA from Talaromyces amestolkiae, 1014 nucleotides. RefSeq lists its product as uncharacterized. Gene Ontology annotation, molecular function: dioxygenase activity. The record is from RefSeq and is a predicted model, not a curated record. The transcript is spliced from 2 exons. Bases 1 to 1014 code for a protein of 337 amino acids. NCBI's taxonomy places the organism in Eukaryota, Fungi, Ascomycota, Eurotiomycetes, Eurotiales, Trichocomaceae.